AGAUGAGAAGGAGAAGGUGGGCCUCACCCAGGAGGGGAGGGCGCCCAGAAACUUCCUGCGGCUCUCAGCUCCACGGCAAACUGAGCGCUAGGUCAGUUUGGAGAGGGUGGCAGCCUGCCUGGGGGCGGGAGACCCUCCUCGGGGCUGGGCGUAGGCCUUUAAGCGCCUCGCCAUAUUGAACGGCCACGCUGAGCGGUCUUUGUCUGCAGAGUCCUCCCACGAACUUUCAGCUACAUCCUGGGUGUCUGGGGCAAAGGAGAAGCGAUCGGAGCUCGGGCGUCUCCAACUUGGAGCCGGGACACUGUCGAUUCCAGUUUGGACUGAGCUUUGAGUCUCCGGACUGAGGUUCAUGUAAGCAUCCUGGAAAACUGCUUGCUACAACUCCGAGGGGUUUGGGGGGGGACACAACUUGGACUCGUCGCCUGAAGAGAAAAUUGCAGGGAGGUGAGACACUCUGCGUGAGUAGAGUUGUUAGGACCCUCCGCUACCCACUCCCCAAGACCAGAAGCCAAGAGUCUGGGCUUCUUGCCCCCCCACCCGAGAGUCCACGCUGGAGAUCUUAAAGACUCUCGAGAAAAGCCACGUGGGAGGAUGGUUCCCCUGGGGCUUCCUCCCCUCUCCCGAUUGCCUGAUCCUCUGGAGUGUCCCCGACGUCUGCAAAGAUGUCGAUCUGGAUGUGUUAGUGGAGGCCUUAAAGCCCGUGGGCACCUUUAAGAAGAUCGGGAAGGUGUUCCGCAAAGAGGAGGACUCCACAGUGGGGAUGCUGCAGAUUGGGGAGGAUGUUGACUAUCUGCUCAUCCCCCGGGAGGUCCGCCUGGCUGGGGGCGUGUGGAGAGUCAUCUCCAAGCCUGCAACUAAGGAAGCUGAGUUUCGGGAGCGGCUGAUCCAGUUUCUGCAGGAGGAAGGCCGCACCCUGGAAGACGUGGUCCGUAUCAUCGAAAAGAACACUCCACAUCCACCCCAGCCCCGCAAAAGAGCCAAGGAGCCCAGAGUGAGGAGAGUCCCGCAGAUGGUCACUCCUCCACUUCGGCUGGUCGUAGGCACCUAUGACAGCAGCAAUGACAGCGAUAGCGAGUUGAGUGACUUCGAUACCUCUAAAGUCAAAGGCAACAGGGGCUCCCGGAGGACCAGGAAGGUGCGCAAAAUGCCGGUCAGUUACUUGGGCAGCAAAUUCCUGGGCAGCGAUGUGGAGAGCGAGGAUGAUCAGGAGCUGGUGGAGGCCUUCCUCCGCCGUGGGGAGAAGAAGCCCAGCGCGCCCCCUCCACGGCGCCGAGUCAAUCUUCCAGUGCCCAUGUUUGAGAACAACCUGGGGCCCCAGCCAUCCAAGGCCGACAGAUGGCGGGAGUAUGUCAGCCAGGUGUCCUGGGGGAAGCUGAAACAGAGGGUGAAGGGCUGGGCGCCCAGAUCAGGCUCAGAGGCAGGCCAGGCCCAGCAGGCCUCCGUCGCAGCUGAGAGGGCUGGAGAAAUGAGACACGGCCAAGCCAGCCCGGACAAUGAUAGCUCCAGAAACACAGGAGACCGGAGCAACCAGACGCUGGGUGCCAGACGCUGGAAGCCCAAGAUCAAGUGGGUUUCCUUGAGAGGAUGCAUGAAGGAGCAGGUGCCACCCUCGGCUCAGGGGACAGGCAUGCCAGCUGAGGAGCACCCAGAGGCUGCAGAAAACCAGGGCACAGGGGCUGCAGCUGACCAGAGGGCAGUGGCUGCAGCUAACCAGAGGGCAGAGGUUGCAGCUAAUCCAAGAGUAGAGACUGCAGCCAACCAGAGAGCAGAGGCUGUAGCUAGUCCAAGAGCAGAGGCUGCAUCUAGUCCAAGGGCAGAGGCUGCAGCUAAUCCAAGAGCAGAGGCUGCAGCUAGUCCAAGGGCAGAGGCUGCAGCCAAUCAGAGAGCAGAGGCUGUAGCUAGUCCAAGAGCAGAGGCUGCAUCUAGUCCAAGGGCAGAGGCUACAGCUAAUCCAAGAGCAGAGGCUGCAGCUAAUCCAAGGGCAGAGGCUGCAGCCAAUCAGAGAGCAGAGGCUGCAUCUAGUCCAAGGGCAGAGGCUGCAGCUAAUCCAAGAGCAGAGGCUGCAGCUAGUCCAAGGGCAGAGGCUGAAGCUGACCAAAGGGCAGAGGCCACAGCUAAUCAGAGGGAAGAGGCUAUAGCUAGUCCAAGGGCAGAGGCUGCAGCUAAUCCAAGAGCAGAGGCUGCAGCUAGUCCAAGGGUAGAGGCUGAAGCUGACCAAAGGGCAGAGGCCACAGCUAAUCAGAGGGAAGAGGCUAUAGCUAGUCCAAGAGCAGAGGCUGCAUCUAGUCCAAGGGCAGAAGCUGCAGCUAAUCCAAGAGCAGAGGCUGCAGCUAGUCCAAGGGCACAGACUGUAGCUAGUCCAAGGGCAGAGGCUGAAGCUAACCAAAGGGCAGAGGCCACAGCUAAUCAGAGGGCAGAUGCUGUAGUUAGUCCAAGGGCAGAGGCUGCAGCUAAUCUCAGGGCAGGAGUCCUACCUGACCAGAGGGCAGAAGCCAUAGAUAGUCAGAGGGCAGAGGGCCCAGCUAACCAAAGGACUGGUGCUAUAGAAAAUCAGAGGGUGGAGGUCCUAGCUGACCAGAGGGCAGGGGUCCUCUGUGACCAGAGGGAGGAGGCUGGACCUCAAGCUCUACCAGAAACCUCAGCUGAUUCGGGAUCUAGGGCUCAGAAACAGGUAAAGACAGUGAGGUUCCAGACCCCAGGACGCUUCUCAUGGUUUCGCAUGCGCAGGAGAGUCUUCUGGCACACUCCCAGGUUGCCAACUCUGCCCAAGAGAGUCCCCAGGGCAGGUGAGGCUAGGAGCCUCAGGGUGCUAAGGGAUGACACCAGAGCAGAAGUGGGACAUGGAGAGCAAGAAGAGCAGCUGUGAGGGAAGCCCAGUGCCCCUGCCUGCUUUGUGUUAGCUGCUAGGACUGCUCCCUCCCCUGUGGGCUCCUCCUCCUUCCAUGUUUGAAAAUGGAGGCUGCUGGAGUGGGGGGCAGGCAGCACCACCCACUUCUCCUUCCCCUUUCCACCCUCAUUCUCUACCCUCUCCUAUUUCUCCCUUUCUGCCUCCCUUUCUUCCUCUCCCUCUCCUCUCUUUUUCUUUCCUUCUGUCUCUAUUUUUCAUUGAGACAGAGUCUUGCUAAGCAGCCCUAAUGGCCUGGUAUCCCAUAUGUAAUUGGUCUCAAACGCACACUAGUCCUCUACGUUAGCACCCAGAGCACUAGGGUUACGGGUGUGUGCCCAGUGACCCUCUUUUGUUUUGUUUUGUUUGAGACAGGGUCUCUCUAUAUAGCCCGGACUGACCUGGAACUUACCAUGUAGACCAGGCUGGCCUUGAACUCACAGAUCUGGAUGUCUGCCUCUGCUAGGACUAAAGGCAUGUGUCACCAUGCCCAUCUUCCAGUGGCCCGCUAUAUCAUCUUGUUUUUAUCUGACAAGAUUGUGUGUUCAGGGUGGUAUGGCUGUAGACACAUUUAAUUUUUUUUAUACGUUGAUUUUUUAAAAAAUACUAAAUAUAGCAUCUCAAAGACUGAAAGACAUAAGGCCGUGGAGCCUGGCUGCCUGGGUGGUGUUUUAACUUAUGUAUUUUAAGUGCUCACAGCCUGGCAAAGGUAAAUGGGGGGGGGAGGGGGAGGGGUUAGUCUGUCCUUUGUCUUCUGUCUGUAACUAAUGUUGAUUGAUGACCUUUUUGCACUUAAAGAGAGAACUCAAGUUGAUAUGCAAAUAAAAAUGUGUACAAGGUG
Molecule: messenger RNA, 3725 nt
Organism: Arvicanthis niloticus (Nile rat)
Lineage: Eukaryota; Metazoa; Chordata; Mammalia; Rodentia; Muridae
Source: RefSeq, a predicted model, not a curated record